Molecule: messenger RNA, 747 nt
Organism: Saccoglossus kowalevskii
Lineage: Eukaryota; Metazoa; Hemichordata; Enteropneusta; Harrimaniidae
Product: protein PML-like
Source: RefSeq, a predicted model, not a curated record
AUGAAGUCUUACAUAGGUAGUGCAAAUGACUUAGCUAGGAUGGGUUCAACACAGGGUAUUGAAAAUAUGAAUAUGGUGAUAGCUUCUAAGGCACCCAAAGCAAAAUACUACAGUGUUCGUGUUGCAGCAGCUGUUGCUCAGAAGAACAUAGGGCAUACAUAUGUCAACCAAAAACAUAACUUGUCACCCAGUAGUGCAUGUCAUCUAUCUGAUAGCAGAUUGGACGAAAAAGCUAAAACAAGAGAAGCAAAACUACAACGAUUGAAACCGAAAGAGCAGAGAAGUUCAGAUGCAGAGAUUACUCAACUAUCUGCUGUUACUGGUGAGAAACAGUUUGAAGGUUAUAUAUUGCCAAAACAACAUAUAAGUCCAGUUGUUUCCAGAAUAACUCAUUUGAUGGUAAAAAAUGGUGAACUGUGCUACCAGGGCCAACCAGUGAAAACAAUGGAUUUAAAAACAUGCUUGGAAAAAUUUCUGUAUUUUCUUUUAGAUGUCAAGAAUCCUAUUUUAGUUGGUCAUAGUAACCAUUCAUUUGAUUGUCGUUACCUAAUAACUGCAAUCAAGGAGAGUUCUUUUAUUGAUAGGUUUAUGGCAGUUAUUAGUGGUUUUGUGAAUACUCUGCCAUUGUUUAAAUCUGUGUUUCCUGAUAAAGGUUCAUAUGCACAACAAAGUUUGGUUGAUGAAUUUGUUGGUCAGGUUUAUAGUGCACAAAAUGCUAGUGCGGAUGUACUUGCACUACAGAAAUGA